CCCCCUCCCUCCGCCUCUCCGAGAAAGCGAGCGGGCGAACGCGCGGCGCGGAUUGAGCCUGUGCGGCUGCCGUCCCUCCGCGUCGCCUCUGGAGGGGAGAGGAAAGCGCUGCUGCUCGGCUCCCUCCGCUCCUCGGGAAGAAGACGCGGCGGCUUCGGGCGAGGGGGGAGCCCCGGAAGCGGCGCCUGGGAGAGAGAGAUGGCCGAUUACUGGAAAUCUCAGCCCAAGAAAUUCUGUGAUUAUUGCAAGUGCUGGAUAGCGGACAACAAGCCUAGUAUUGACUUUCAUGAACGAGGAAAAAACCAUAAGGAAAAUGUGGCGAAAAAGAUUAGUGAGAUUAAAAAGAAAAGUUUGGAAAAGGCAAGAGAAGAAGAAAAAAUGUCAAAGGAAUUUGCAGCCAUGGAGGAAGCUGCAAUGAAGGCUUAUCAGGAGGAUUUGAAAAGAAUUGGUGCUACAACAGAAUCUUUAGGUCAGAGCCCAGCACCAAAAAAACAUGAGGAAAAGAAAGAAAAGAAAGGCAAGAGAAAGAGAGAGAGAGAGAGAUCAUCAGAUGAAACAAAGGAAUGGGUGCAAGGAUUUUCUCCAGAAGGCUAUGUGUAUUACUACAACACUAUAUCAGGAGAAUCGCAGUGGGAGAAACCUGAAGGAUUUCAGGACAACCUUCAAGAACUCCAAAAGACAGCACAGUGGAUGGAAGGAACAAGUGAAGAUGGUCGCACCUAUUACUACAACACAGAAACAGGAGUAUCAGCCUGGGAGAAACCUGAUAAUUUUGUGUCUCCUUCAAAAGAGAGUCAAAAUGAAAACCAUUCUGAAGACAACCGAGAAAUGGAGUCAAAGGAAGCUGAAUCAGAUGCAGGGAAAGCAGGCAGUAAAAGUGAACUGCCAAAGCCAAAAAGAAACUUCCGGAGGAAAACAGAAAGUGAUGACGAAGUAGAGGAAAAGCCUCACAGACGCAAAAAGAUCGGUCCUUAUGGGGAAUGGCAAGAAGUGAAGCAGGAAAGCAGUGAUACAGAGGGUGGACCAGCCAUUCGGCAGGAAACCUCUCAGGCAGCAUCUCGAAGAGUCAAACCUUACGGGGAAUGGGAAGAAAUCACGGAAGAUAAAGAUCCAUAUGAAAAAGUAGACUUGGAGCUUCCCAACAUGGAAAGUGACUCUCUGCCAGUCCCAGUUCUGGAAGCCCCAGAGGAUGCCAAAGUGAUAUUUAAAGAAAAAACUGUCACUUCUCUUGGAGACACAACAGAGGGAAUACCAGUUUUCAAAAAGCGAAAAUUUGAAAAUGGAAAAUCUAGAAACAUACGACAGAGACUGAAUGAUCACUAACAGAUUAACUGUACUGCGGUGGGGUGUUUUUUCAUGGAAGAGAGAAGAGGGGGAAGAAAAUAAAAUAUUUUAAACUAUUUCUUUGAUGGAAAUGGUUGGAAAUUAGAAGCUUUUAAUUCUUCCAAGUUUAUUGGGUGUAAAUUGCAUUAUACUACUUAUUUUUGAGGUGAUACUAAUUUUGUUUGCUAAAAAAGGUUUUUUCCCCCUUUAUGCAGUCAUCUAAAUAUAUUUUUAUACAUACCUCAUCAUCUGAAUUUGUGUUUCUUGUCUUACCAUCAGUAUGUGGUAAUGGUGAGUCAUUUUCUAAGGGAAAUGGGAGUUUAGCUGCUCCAUUGCUUGUGUUCUAUUCCUUCGGUGGGUUAUCAUCAGUGAAUAGCAGAGGGGAUCCAAUUUUCAUGGUGCUUGCGUUCCAAAAUAGUAUUGUAAUUUAUAUGGUAGCUUGUCAUAAUAUUAAAUAUUGACGAACGGCAACAGAAGAUCACCUCCCCUUUGGUUUUUAAAGUUAAACAGUGAAUAUCUAACUUU
Molecule: messenger RNA, 1848 nt
Organism: Lacerta agilis (Sand lizard)
Lineage: Eukaryota; Metazoa; Chordata; Lepidosauria; Squamata; Lacertidae
Gene: WBP4
Product: WW domain binding protein 4
Exons: 10
Coding region: 199-1323 (374 amino acids)
Biological process (GO): mRNA splicing, via spliceosome
Cellular component (GO): precatalytic spliceosome; nucleus
Molecular function (GO): zinc ion binding; RNA binding; protein binding
Source: RefSeq, a predicted model, not a curated record